Molecule: messenger RNA, 1692 nt
Organism: Penicillium bovifimosum
Lineage: Eukaryota; Fungi; Ascomycota; Eurotiomycetes; Eurotiales; Aspergillaceae
Product: Zn(II)2Cys6 transcription factor
Exons: 1
Coding region: 1-1692 (563 amino acids)
Biological process (GO): regulation of DNA-templated transcription; DNA-templated transcription
Molecular function (GO): DNA binding; DNA-binding transcription factor activity, RNA polymerase II-specific; zinc ion binding
Source: RefSeq, a predicted model, not a curated record
AUGACUGAAUUGCAGACCACUUCCGGGUCCAGACCCGGUCCUGCGCUCCUGGCGUGUCUUCAGUGCCGGCACAAACAUCUCAAAUGCGAUGGCAGGACUCCCGUCUGCAGCCGAUGCGCACAGACUCAAUCAUUUUGCGAAUAUACCAAGUCUCGGAGAGGCUACAAAGGUCCAUCGAAGAAGCGUCGCGCUAAUUCACCGGAUUCCCUGCCCAUGGAUCCCAACCCAGUAGACAAGCUGGAUGUCCCCGUGGACUGGACCUUACAGACUGGCUUCACCUAUUCGCCAACCGCCCCAUUGCCUUCCUCCGCAUCGACGAGUCCCGGAUUGCACCAUCUGUCGACGCCAAUGAUUCCGAAUGUCCGCCCGAUCACCGGUCCAUUGACUCCGGAGUCCUCGACUGCCAUUGGCGGGGAUGGCUAUUUACUCGAUAUCUACUAUAAUUAUUUUCACGCGGCCCAUCCGAUCCUGCCACCACACAGUGUUUUAUAUCGCUGGGUUUUUCCCGCAUACCUGGAGCAGGUGAUGAAGUUCAUCGGUGCCCACUUCACCUCAGCUGCCUCGAGCGACACGUACCGGCAUACCGUUGUCACAAUGGUCCAACAACAAGAGCUGUCGAUUGAGAAGGUGCAAGCGCUACUUCUGCUGGCAAUUGUACUUCAUUCGGACAACGAGCGCGCCGAGGCAGGCAUUUGUCUCAGUGGUGCGGUCGAUGGAGCCUUCGAGCUUGGCAUGCAUCAGGGAACUUUCGCGAUUUAUGCCAGCAACGGGGAUCCGAUUCGCGCAGAGUCGUUGCGGCGCACCUGGUGGGAGCUCUUCGUCAUCGAAGGUCUCAUGACUGCCCUUGGCGUGCAGCGCGAGUAUCGCACUAACCAGGUGCCGCUUGAGGUCACGCUUCCUUGUGAAGAGCGGAUUUAUCACGAUGCCCUGCCGCCGCCACCGUCCCCAACCAUUGCACAAUUUGAUGGGCGUGUAUUUGCGGAAGAAGAGCUUGAUUUCUCCUCGUACUGCUAUCGGAUUGAAUCCAUAAGGAUUCUCGGCCGCGUGGUGGCGAUACAGGAGAUGACCGAAGGCCAACAGGACCAUGUGGAAGCUAUUGAUGCACGCAUUGGUAGCUGGAGUCAUCACUUGCCCGAGUCUAAGGAAGAGCUCUUGCGCCCCGAUGGGAGUGUGGAUGAGAUCAUGUUUCAGGCGACGAUGAUCUUGAACGGUGCCGCCAUCUACCUCAACUUCCCACGGUCUGAUCUUCUCUCGUCUCCUGCCGUUGCCGCGGAAGUCAUCUGCGGUCACCAUGGCCCGAUCAGUGUGCCCGCAUUCUCUCACAAUGAGCACGCUAUGAAGGCCUCCAAGGCCGCCCGGGAGCUGUCUCGACUUGCAGCUUUCCGUCUGCCCGUCAUCAAACAUACUCCCUUUUUCAUCUGUGCGCUGACUCUGAGCUCCAUUGUCCAGCUGGCCUCGUGCUCUGUCAAAGCCGGUCAAAUGCCGGACCCUAGCCGUGACCGCUUGGCGUUGACGAUCGGUGUUUUCAAGUCAUUGGCCCGCACAUGGGCUAUCUCGCAAUCAAUUAUGAGGCAGAUCAAAGCCGUUGCACGGGAUGUGAUGGACUUGGGGCUGCGUCCGACGAUGGAAUCGCUCGAUCUCACCACUGUGCUGGAUAACAGCCAGUUCUGGGUGGAUCAGGGCCCGAGCUGA